Paramecium pentaurelia is the source of this 2369-nucleotide messenger RNA. Lineage: Eukaryota; Ciliophora; Oligohymenophorea; Peniculida; Parameciidae. The record is from the annotation of a GenBank genome assembly.
AUGUUCCCCUCCAUCAACUCAAUCAAGAAACCCAAGAAGAAUUUUAAUCUAUUGCAUCUUGAGACAUAAGAGUAAUAUUUCCUCUCUCUCAAAGUGGCAUUAAUACCAAGUACAAAAAGUGAUGAGUAAUAUAUUUCUAUAUUCAAUCCAAAUUCAGAAUUCGAGGCAAAUUGCAUUUAUGUUCACGUUCAUUGGUUUUUGAGCCUAAAUCAUCUUAGUUGCCACUAAUGAAAAUGAAGUACAGUAAUGGGCUCUUUAUGAAAGUACUCAAAAAUUUCGAACCAAAAUCUCUUGGUCUUUUAUUGAGUAUUCGUUGGGGCCAUCAAUUAAUGCAAGAGGAUAUCGAUCAACUCGAUUUAGCAUCAAUUUUAAAUUAAUAGAAGGGAGAAUAAGUUUCUACUAUUAUUGAUUACUAAAUUAGAAAUCGAAUGAACUUUUAGAAAAGCUAUACAAUAAAUAACGCAAGAAUAUGAUAUAAUUAGCAUGCAACUGUUUCUUCAUUAAAGUCGACAAGUUAUUUAUCAUUAAUCGAAAUCCAAUAAGUCCAUAUAUUACAGAAACUGUAAAAUACUUAAUUCUCUAUAUAGUGUGAUGACAAUAUUUUAUUCACCAUCUCUAAAUCUAAUUCAAAAUAGAAUCUAAUUCGAUUUCUUAAAUUAUAUUAAGGAAUUAAUUAAGCUGAAGAUGAGUUUACAUUCAUUAAUUAAACAAUCUAACAAACAUUGAAUGAUAGUCUCCUAGAACAUAAACAAAAUGUUGGAUCUGAAGGUCACAAAAUAGAAUUUGUCCAUAAAGGUAAGUGUAUAUUCAAAUGAUUAGUCAAACUUAUCAAACCUGAAGGAGUAAUCUUUGGGUUAUUUAGUAUAUAAAGAGAUGAGAUAUUACAAUUCAUUCCAUUAAUUAAUUCACCAUAAGGUAAAAUUAUGUAAUACAUGUUUACUGAUAUCAAAUAUUUUCUUAAAUAUAGAUAUAUGUUUAAAAAUAAUGGAAUUGAAUUUUGGAUGUACAAUAAAAAGAGAUCCUAUCUUUUUGUAUUUGAUGAUUAAACUACAUAAGAAUCUGUCUUUAAAUAUUUCUAAAAAAAAGCAUCAAAACAUUGUUUAUCAGCUUUCACUAAAGAGAAAAUUACUGAAGAAUGGAUUAAUGGUAAUAUGUCUAAUUUUGAUUAUUUAAUUGCUUUAAAUACACUUGCCAAUAGAAGUUUUAAUGAUCUAUCUGCAUAUCCUGUAUUUCCAUGGGUUAUUGCUGAAUAUAACGAAAAAGAUUUUAAUGUUAACUCUCCCUCUUUUUUUCGAGAUCUAUCUAAACCUAUGGGUGCACUCAAUAAACAUAGACUCUAAAAAUAUAAAGUAUAUUCCAUUAAAAUAAUUAUUCUAGGCAUUUUAUAAAGAUCAAUUAAAAGAUAAAAAAUAAGAUCCUAAACCUUAUCUAUACCCUACACAUUAUUCCAGUCCUGGAACUGUUGUUUAUUAUAUGAUAAGAAAGAUUCCUGAAUUUGUAAUUAAAUUAUAAAAUGGAGUAUUUGGACCUACAGACAGAAUAUUUAGAGGCAUUGAUUCAACUUGGUUUACUACACUUAAUCUCCAUGCUGAUUCUAAAGAACUUAUACCAGAGUAUAUAAUUAUUUAUAUAUAUAUAUAAGAUUUUAUGGAUUAGAUAGUGAUUUUUUAGUUAAUUGUGAUAAAUUAGAAUUAGGUAUUACAUAAGAUGGUGAAGUGAUUGAUGAUGCAGUCAUACCUGCAUGGGCAGAUAAUGCUCCAGAUUUUUUAGCUAAAAUGAGGAUUGCUUUAGAGAGUCCAUAUGUUUAAACUAAUCUUCCUUUGUGGAUUGAUUUAAUUUUUGGAAAUAAAGCUUCUGGAAAUGAAGCAGUUUUAAAUGAUAAUUUAUUCUAUCCUUACACAUAUGUAGAAAAUGUGAAUUGGGAUAAAUGCAAAACUGAUAUUGAAAGACAAGCUCUAGAGAUUUAAGUUACUGAAUUUGGUUAAGUACCUGUAUAAUUGUUUUAAACAGCUCAUCCUUAAAGAAAAUUGAAAAUUUAAGGGAAUUUAAAAUAAUUAGAAGAUGAAAAGAAAGAAUUAAAAUAAUAAAAUUAAAAUUUAUAAAACAAAAUUUAAAAAUUAACUCAGUAAAUUUAAUAGAGUUAAGAUAAAGAAUUAGUUUUAUAAUUAUAAACUUAAUUGGCUGCACUAUAAUGGGAAAAUGAGAAAUUAAAAUUUAAUCUUGAAACAUUUAAAUAAGAAAUGAUAACAAAUAAAGAGGUUAUAUAAACAUUUAAUUCAUAAUUCGAUUAAGAAGAGUUUGAUAAGAAUGGUUUUGAUUUUCUUAAUGAUGAUAGCCUCUUAGAUAGUUCUAAAAAACCCAUUUCAUGA